Molecule: messenger RNA, 1837 nt
Organism: Betta splendens (Siamese fighting fish)
Lineage: Eukaryota; Metazoa; Chordata; Actinopteri; Anabantiformes; Osphronemidae
Gene: hsf2bp
Product: heat shock transcription factor 2 binding protein
Exons: 10
Coding region: 187-1206 (339 amino acids)
Cellular component (GO): cytosol
Source: RefSeq, a predicted model, not a curated record
ACGGUAAAACCCGGAGCGGACGAGAACGCGACGCGGCCUUGUAGUUCGCGGGUUGUACUUUCAAACGGCUCGGAAACAGCUUCGGCUGUAGCGCCCUCCAGAGGUCGGGGGAGAGUUUGGACCGACCUGCGCUACGUACUGACAAGAAGAGGUAGAACAAGACUAUAAAGGAGGACGAGGACGUUAAUGGCGGUUUCAUACUCUCUGGGCGGGAAACCUUGCACUUUGAGCCUUGCAGUAAAGGAUGACUUAGUCACAGUGAGGAAAAGCGAUCUAGAGAAGUUAACCACAGAAGUGAUGCAGCUAAAAGAGUUCCUGCCCAGAGUUCUGAGUGGAGACCUGAUUCAGAUGCUGCACAAAGCCAGAAGUGCUCAGACAGUGAAGGAGCAGCUUGUGCAGGAGCAGAAGCAGUUACGACAGGAGUGUCUGCACCUCCAGUCCCGGCUGGAGGCGGUGCAGACUGAAUGUCAGAAAGAAAGGGAGGAGAAGCUGCUGCUACGUGAGCAGCUGUGGCAGAGCGGAGCAGAGCUGCAGCAGCAGGCAGAAUUCUGCUCUGGUCUUGGGUCUGCAGCUUGCGGUCUAUUGUGGAGUUGCUCAGCCAAAGAGGAUGCAGUGACACAGUGGUUGGCCGAUGGGAAACUCCAGUCUUUCUUUUGUGUAGCUGCUCAAACUCUGGAGAGCUUUGUCGGGUCUCUGGAUGAGGAGGUGAAAGCUGAGGACCACAACUCCCAGGAGCACCAGUUUGUGUUGGCUCUGGCUGGAACAAUCACUAACAUAGCAGCUGCUUCAUGUGGCCGUGACUUCCUUUCUAGCGAGGCUCAUGUUCUACUGGACACUCUCUUGAAGCUUCUGGGGCAGAUGAAACACGGUUUCUUCCCCAAACUGAAAGUGUUGAUGCUGAUGGCACUGUAUAAUGUCAGCAUCAGUGUUAAAGGGUUGAAGUAUAUCAGUGAGAACCCAGGACUCCUGCCUCUCAUCUGGACUCUGUUGGAUGAUGGAGACUGGGAGGUGUGUCUCCACACUUUGCGUCUUCUACAGUCAGUGUUGUUGGAGGAGGAUGUGCUGCUGCUACUGGACUUUCCUCUGCUGGCUCCACAGCUUCAGGCUUGUGUCAGCAAGCACACAUCUAGUAUUCAACCAAGUCUGCGACAGGCUGCUCAGCAGACCCUGGAGGAUCUAGAGGCCCUGCAACAGAGCUACAGAUAACAAUUCAUUUAGGUUUUUCUAGCAUUUCACCUCUGAGCAUCCCCAUAUCUGAUGUUCACAGAGCUCUGUUCAUGGGUGUACAGGGUAAACAAUCUUGUUUGGGAGAUUGUAAAGAGGCCAACGUUUAAGGUGAGUGUAUGGAACCUUCCCUCUUCAUUGAGAAGACUAUUGGUAACUGCUAACAAUGGGGUCUUGCAAUUUAAAAUAAUACUCCAACUAUAUUAAAUAUUUGUAAUAUCUGGAUAGAUACUUUUGAAAAGCUUCUUAAAUUCAUGAGCAACUUCAAGUUGUUGGUGUGAUUUGUGUGUUUUUAGGGUUGGGAAUAUAAAAAAACAGACUUUGUUAUAGACUCAGGGUCUUCAGUCCGGUUCUUCCACUUCAUGUCUUCAGGUCAUCUUACAUCUGUUUGUUUCUCUGGGCUGAUACCAGCACUUCAAAAUGCCCAUUUAGUUCAUUCUGUGUCAAUGCUUUGUUUUAAAUUGAACUGAUAACUAUUACUAUUAAACUCCAGUGACUGUUAAGGUUUUAGAUUUGUUCAUCUUAAUCUGUCUUAGGUGGUUACUUGGUUAAUGUGAAUAUGAUAAUGUAAGUUUGUAGAAGACACAUUAAAGAUGGUUGUUUGUAUACUGUC